Molecule: messenger RNA, 2994 nt
Organism: Scophthalmus maximus (turbot)
Lineage: Eukaryota; Metazoa; Chordata; Actinopteri; Pleuronectiformes; Scophthalmidae
Exons: 3
Coding region: 134-2185 (683 amino acids)
Source: RefSeq, a predicted model, not a curated record
UAGUUGGAAAAGUGGAGGAGAGGGACCCGCCCCCCAAUCAAAGUGCUAUAAAUCUUCAGUCUCCAUCCGACUGAGUUCCACUUGUUCCUGAUCCUCCGCAUCCCGAACCAAGACGAACCACACGGCAUAAAACAUGGACAAUCAAAUCGCAAAGACCACGCAGAGUCUUACCACUGCAUCAGAGAUGAGGGAAACCACCAAGAUGCUGAUGCAGCCCAAUGCAAACUGGGAGGAGUAUCUGACUCCUGCUCCGCUCUCUAUCGCCAUCUUGGGGGAGCUCGUCUUCAUCUCCUCAUGUGAAGACUUCUCCAUCAACAAGAACCCCCCACCAAAGGGCUUCCAGUACAUUAAGUAUCCAGACUCCUUCAGGGCAUGUCUUAUGCAAAUCUGUAACUCAGGCUGGCAAGCAUUCAAUGAGGCUCACAAGAAUAUGGAUCAGAUCCGUAUUCACACAGACACCGUCCCUGCAUACAUGAAGGCAGCAGUCAACACUCUUUUCAAUGGCACUGAUGAGGUUAUUCAAGCUCUCCUGCCAAACCAACUGGAGAGCAUCCGCACCAUUGCAGAUGAAUGUGUGACACUAGCAAACAGUGUUGAAAAUAAGUAUUCUGAUGUCAUCAAGUUAAUUCAGGAGUUGUUGGAGGCCUGUGUCAAUGCAUCAAACUUUUACGGCGAAGAGCUAGAAAACAUUAAGCAGAAAAUGGAGGAAAACAAAUUGAAGGAGCAGACUUCCAAAAAGCUAAAUGAACAGUCCAAGAAAGCAAUGGAUGAAAUGGCAAAGCAGAUGGGAGAGGCACAAGAGAAAUACAAUCAAUCCAUGGAUUCCCUUCCCUCCGGGUGGGAUAUCAUUGGCAUGGAUUUCGUCGAAGGAAUCACAUCAUCCCUGACAGCAGUAAUGCAUGGAUGCGCUUCUGUUAUAACUGGUGAUGGAAAGGGAGCAGGUGGAUCAGUCACUCAGCAAUCAGGCGAUAACAUUGAAGAUAAGAAAGGUGACAAGGUCACAAAUAUGAAUGUCUACAGCAAGUCCGAAGAGAUUUUGAAGCUUGCAUCGCAACUCAAUGGGUUUGUCGAAGGAAGUGAAAUAGACUGGACGAACCUGUAUGAUCAGAAACACAAAAAAACAAGGAGUUCAUGGCACAAGAGCCAAUUCAGUAGGAUCUCUGAGGAUUUGAAGAAGAAUCCAAAGGGCAACCUAUGCACAAGUGUUCUGUCUCUCUGUAAAAAAAGCAUCGGCAUUUGUGAUAAGCUGGCACAGUAUACCCCAGGUCAAAAGUGGGAUAAGAACCAAACUAAACAGCUGAUAGAGGAAAUUCAGGGGUUGACUGAUGAUGCACGCAAAUUUGACUCUGAGAGCAAAAGCAAAUUAGGCUCCCCAGCUCUUGGCCCUAAACCACCGAUGAUGUACAAAGCAGAUAACGGCCCACAAUCCAAAUCUGCCGGUCAGACAGCAUCUGACAAUGCCCGUUUCGCUAUCGAGCAGAGCAAAGAACAACUCAAACAAACACGGGAGUCAUAUGAGAAGUCAUUGGAGAACAUGGAGAAGAACCAGAAGGAGCUGACUGAUAUUCUGAUUGAAAUGCAGAACUGCAAAAUCAAAGAGAUUGACUUCAACACCACCAUCAAAAUGCUAGUCAAGGGUCUCGAUGCCAUGGGCAGAGUCAAAGAGCAGUGGGAGAAGAUGGUGCGCUUCUUCCAGAUGGUUUCCACCAUCAUCAGAACCAGCCUCAGCAAGACACUGCACAAUUUUGUCACUACAUCGAAUGAUACUAAGAAACUAAGUUACGAUGGCAAGCUCUUCGCAAAAGAUCUCCUGUACACACAGGCCUUCCAAGCCUCAAACAUUGCCAGCCUGGUGCACAUGAUCGCGGGGACCUACACUCAAGUGUCCAGCAAGUACCUGAUGGACAGAGUGAGCAGCCUGGGCAAACUCAUGGCCAUGGAUAAGGAGAAUCCAGAGUUCCUUGUAGAGCGUCAGAAGCUGCAGGACGACUGCCAGGCAGCCCAGCUAGGAAUUCUGCAGCUGGUAGUGAAGAACAAGAAAGAUUUUGAGAUCAAGGUCGAUGACAGGAUGAAAAAAAUAGAGGACGGCCUGAAAGCCGUUCUUCCAACUUGUCGACCUCAAGAGACUGAGCGAAUCAAAGAAAUCGUCAAAUCUGGGUUUGCUGGACAAGAAGAUUACUGCUGAUUCAAGUUGGAAUCAGUGGAUGAUACCAUCUAGAUAAUCCUGCUAUUGUUGGAAGUGUAACAUGCAUGUUAUUCGCAAGUCACCUUUUUCAAACAGUGUGUAAUCUGUGACACAGAGUUAUAGAUGUGCUAUAUAUGUGUUCUUAUGUUUAAUCUUGCUUUUAGAAAUGAUGUGUCACACAUGCUCAAUUACACCUUAUUAUUUCUAUCAAUUAUGACUAUCAAUUAUGAGGUCUGUGUAACAGCUCCCGCUCCGACUUCUAUCUCUUGCAUUUUUCUUUGAGUUUCCUCCUCCCUGUUUGAGUGUGUUGUUUGUCAACACAGCUGUCAGGGGCAAUUUAGGGUUAUGUUUCUUGCCCGAAGGACAAUUGUUUUGGACUGGAGGACCCGGGGUUUUAAAUCAUCAACCUUCUGGUUAGUGGAUGACCCGCUAUAACUCCUGGGCCACGGGAGGGCAAUUAAUUAUCAGGCCAGAUAUUUUUUUUAAUUCUUUAUCCAUUUGUAUACAAGUAAAUGUAUAACUGGGAACAUUCCACAAUCACAAGAGAAGGACAGACUCCAAACCAAAUUUUGUCCGACUAAUCAAAAAUUGACAUUUUCUAAAAAUGAAUGAUUUUGUCUUACAUUGUGAUGGUUCAUCAAUGUGCCCUGAUGAUAAAACUAUUCUAUCCGGUUAUGCUAUUGUUUUGUAUUGAAAAAAUAGAGGUUGUUGUAUCAUUAAAACAAACUGCUGAAUCCAUAGCCUUAAGCAGUGCUUGUGUUCUUGCUGAAAAUAAAGGAAUGACAAUUAAAAAAAAGGCUCUUUUUCAA